Desarmillaria tabescens is the source of this 1031-nucleotide messenger RNA. Its product is annotated as ubiquitin-40S ribosomal protein S31 fusion protein. Bases 300 to 779 code for a protein of 159 amino acids. The transcript is spliced from 5 exons. Gene Ontology annotation, cellular component: cytoplasm; nucleus; ribosome. Lineage: Eukaryota; Fungi; Basidiomycota; Agaricomycetes; Agaricales; Physalacriaceae. Gene Ontology annotation, biological process: protein ubiquitination; modification-dependent protein catabolic process; translation. Gene Ontology annotation, molecular function: structural constituent of ribosome; protein tag activity; ubiquitin protein ligase binding. The record is from RefSeq and is a predicted model, not a curated record.
GUGGGCUACUAUUUUUGUGUGUAAGAAUAUACAGUUCCAGAAAAACCAAUUAGCUUCAAAUGACGAGGCAAACAACAAGCAUUCCGUAGAUCAGUGCUAGUCAGAGUGUCCAACAAGAUGCCAAACAGGCCAUUCGCGCUACAGGUUGUUCCGGCAUAUUCCGGAUCGGAGUCUGAACUUAAAUCUCCUGCAGGACGGAAAAUUGUCUCGCUCAAAUUUUGUCAUCAACCACAUCCGGCUCUGCUUUUGUUGACGAUUCCACCGUUCACAUCGUUGGAGAGACAAAGGCGUCCGUCAAGAUGCAAAUCUUCGUAAAGACCCUUACGGGCAAAACUAUCACCCUUGAGGUGGAAUCCUCUGACACUAUCGACAAUGUCAAGGCCAAAAUCCAGGACAAGGAAGGCAUUCCUCCUGACCAGCAGCGUCUUAUCUUCGCCGGCAAGCAGCUCGAGGAUGGUCGCACCUUGAGCGACUACAACAUCCAGAAGGAGUCAACACUGCACUUGGUGUUGCGCCUCCGUGGUGGUGCCAAGAAGCGUAAGAAGAAGACUUACAACACCCCCAAGAAGAUCAAGCAUAAGCGUAAGAAGGUCAAGAUGUCCAUCUUGAAAUACUACAAGGUCGACUCCGACGGCAAAAUUAAGCGUCUCCGUCGUGAAUGCCCCACUGCUGAGUGUGGUGCCGGCAUCUUCAUGGCUUUCCACAAGGACCGUCAGUACUGCGGCAAGUGCGGUUUGACCUACACCUUUACACCUGGAACGAAGCCCCCCGUUGUUUAAGGCUAAAGCUGAGAGUUAAACAGGGGUGCAGUCAGAUCUUGUGCAUUAUCGUACUGUUUUGUUGUUCUAUGUUCUCGUAUGCCAAUGAACUCAGCUUGAUCGCUUUGAUAGCUGUUUGAUGUUACCGUUUUUUAUGCCUGCCUUGUCUGUUAUCAUGCCCUCGGCCAGACGAAGAUUUCAGCAUGUUCUUGUCCCUUUGAGUUAGUAAUUCAAAUGCCGUCUAGCUAGGCAAUUCCCGUCACAAAUCUGCGG